Camelus dromedarius (Arabian camel) is the source of this 26042-nucleotide messenger RNA. It is a transcript of the gene NEB, whose product is annotated as nebulin. Gene Ontology annotation, biological process: cardiac muscle thin filament assembly. The transcript is spliced from 182 exons. Lineage: Eukaryota; Metazoa; Chordata; Mammalia; Artiodactyla; Camelidae. The record is from RefSeq and is a predicted model, not a curated record. Gene Ontology annotation, molecular function: actin filament binding. Gene Ontology annotation, cellular component: Z disc. The coding region runs from base 192 to 25766 and encodes 8524 amino acids.
GGCUCUUGUCUGGGGUUCUCAGGAGGGGAGAGUUGGGAGAGGCUUUGCUGCUGAAAAAAUUUAUUUGGUAGACUGAAGGUUUGAACAGAGCUACAGAACCGAAAGAGAGAAAUCCGUACAAGCCAAUGCUGUUCGGGAGGAAAAUAAUCCCAUUGCCUUGAGUUUGUAGGUGCCACUACUACUCUGGGAAAAUGGCAGAUGACGAAGAGUAUGAGGAGGUGGUGGAGUAUUACACAGAGGAGACAGUCUAUGAAGAUGUACCCGGAGAGACAAUAACACAUGUCUAUGAAACUACGACAACAAGGACUUCUGACUAUGAGCAACCGGAAACUUCCAGGCCAGCACUGGCACAGCCAGUCCCCGCAAAGCCGGUGGGGAGGAAGAAAGUUAUCCGAAAGAAGGUGGACACUUCAAAGUUCAUGACCCCCUACAUUGAACACAGUCAGAAAAUGCAGGAUCUCUUUAGCACAAAUAAAUACAAGAAGAAUUAUGAGAAAACAAAAGGACAGCCGUAUGCCAUCACAACUGAUACCCCAGAACUUCGCAGAAUCAAGAAAGUACAAGAUCAACUCAGUGAGGUUAAGUAUCGAAUUGAUGGCGAUGUGGCCAAAACGAUUUGUCAUGUAGAUGAAAAAGCAAAGGACAUUGAACAUGCAAAGAAAGUGUCGCAGCAAGUCAGUAAGGUUUUAUACAAGCAAGACUGGGAAGACACCAAGGAUAAGUACCUGCUUCCUCCUGAUGCCCCUGAACUUGUCCAGGCCAUCAAGAACACAGCCAUGUUCAGUAAGAAACUGUACACUGAAGACUGGGAAGCUGACAAAAGUCUGUUUUAUCCAUAUAACGAUAGCCCGGAGCUGAGGAGGGUCGCCCAAGCCCAGAAAGCUCUCAGUGAUAUUGCCUACAAAAAAGGUCAUGCUGAACAGCAAACUCAAUUCACAUCUCUGCCAGAUCCUCCAGAUAUAGAAUUUGCCAAGAAAGUAACCAAUCAAGUGAGCAAGCAAAAAUACAAGGAAGACUAUGAAAAUAAAAUCAAAGGCAAAUGGAGUGAGACACCUUGCUUUGAAGUUGCAACCGCCAGAAUGAACACUGCUAACAUUAGCACAAGGAAAUACCAGGAAGACUUUGAGACUAUGAAGGACCGGAUCUACUUCAUGCAGACUGAAACACCCGAGUACAAAGUGAAUAAGCAAGCUGGGGUGGCAGCUAGCAAGGUAAAAUAUAAAGAAGACUAUGAAAAGAAUAAAGCAAAAGCAGAUUAUAAUGUACUUCCUGCUACAGAGAACCCACUGCUCAAGCAGCUGAAGGCAGCAGGAGAUGCCCUGAGUGAUAAACUAUACAAAGAAAACUAUGAAAAGACAAAGGCAAAGAGCGUAAAUUACUGCGAGACCCCCAAGUUUAAGCUUGAUACAGUUCUGCAGAACUUCAGUAGUGAUACUAAAUAUAAAGAUUCCUACUUAAAGAAUAUUUUGGGACAUUACGUGGGCAGCUAUGAGGAUCCAUAUCAUACGCACUGCAUGAAAGUCGCAGCUCAAAACAGUGAUAAAAACUACAAAGCAGAAUAUGAAGAGGACCGAGGCAAAGGCUUCUUCCCCCAGACCAUAACUCAAGAAUAUGAAGCAAUCAAAAAACUAGAUCAGUGUAAAGAUCACACCUACAAAGUCCAUCCAGAUAAGACAAAAUUCACUCAAGUUACCGACUCUCCUGUUCUGGUACAAGCCCAAGUCAAUACCAAACAGCUGAGUGAUCUAAAUUACAAAGCAAAACAUGAAAAUGAAAAGUUCAAGUGCCAUAUACCUCCAGAUACUCCUGCCCUUAUCCAGCACAGAAUCAACGCCUAUAACCUGAGUGAUAAUAUUUAUAAGCAUGACUGGGAGAAGACCAAAGCUAAGAAGUUCAACAUUAAAGUGGAUGCCAUUCCCCUGCUGGCAGCCAAAGCCAACACAAAGAACACUAGUGAUGUGAUGUACAAGAAAGGCUAUGAGAAAAGCAAAGGGAAGAUGAUUGGAGCCCUCAGCAUUAAUGAUGAUCCCAAGAUGCUGCACUCUUUGAAGACGGCCAAAAACCAGAGUGAUAGAUUAUACAGGGAAAACUAUGAGAAGACGAAGGCAAAGAGCAUGAAUUACUGUGAGACCCCCAAAUAUCAACUUGAUACUCUGCUGAAGAAGUUCAGUGAGGCUAAAUAUAAGGAUUCAUAUGUACAGGAUGUUUUGGGACAUUAUAUAGGCAGCUUUGAAGACCCAUAUCAAAUACACUGCAUGAAAGUUUCAGCUCAAAACAGUGACAAAAGUUACAAAGCAGAAUAUGAAGAAGAUAAAGGGAAAUGCUAUUUCCCUCAGACAAUAACUCAAGAAUAUGAAGCAAUCAAGAAGCUAGACCAGUGUAAAGAUCAUACCUACAAAGUUCAUCCAGAUAAGACCAAAUUCACAGCCGUCACUGAUACUCCUGUACUGUUGCAAGCCCAGCUCAACACGAAACAGCUUAGUGAUGUGAACUACAAGGCAAAACAUGAAGGUGAGAAGUUCAAGUGCAACAUACCAGCAGAUGCUCCACAGUUUAUACAACACAGAGUCAAUGCCUAUAACCUGAGCGAUAAUAUUUAUAAGCAUGACUGGGAGAAGACCAAAGCUAAGAAGUUCAACAUUAAAGUGGACGCCAUUCCCCUGCUGGCAGCCAAAGCCAACACAAAGAACACUAGUGAUGUGAUGUACAAGAAAGGCUAUGAGAAAAGCAAAGGGAAGAUGAUUGGAGCCCUCAGCAUUAAUGAUGAUCCCAAGAUGCUGCACUCUUUGAAGACGGCCAAAAACCAGAGUGAUCAUGAAUAUCGUAAAGACUAUGAAAAGUCAAAAACUAUCUACACGGCACCUCUUGAUAUGCUCCAAGUCACUCAAGCUAAGAAAUCUCAGGCAAUUGCCAGUGACGUGGACUAUAAACACCCCUUACACAGUUAUAGCUACCCUCCUGACAGCGUCAACGUGGACCUUGCCAAGAAGGCUUAUGCACUGCAGAGUGAUGUGGAAUACAAAGCUGACUACAACAGCUGGAUGAAAGGGUGUGGCUGGGUACCUUUUGGGUCCUUAGAAAUGGAAAAGGCAAAGCGAGCUUCAGACAUUCUGAAUGAGAAGAAAUACCGCCAACAUCCAGACACUCUCAAGUUUACUUCGAUUGAAGAUGCUCCGAUUAUAGUACAGUCAAAAAUUAACCAGGCCCAGAGGAGUGAUGUCGCCUACAAAGCCAAAGGAGAGAAAAUUAUUCACAAAUACAGCCUGCCGGCAGACCUGCCCCAAUUCAUUCAGGCUAAAGUGAAUGCCUACAAUAUCAGUGAGAAUAUAUACAAAGCAGACUUGAAAGAUUUGAGCAAGAAGGGAUAUGACCUGAGAACUGAUGCAAUUCCCAUUAAAGCCGCCAAAGCUGCCCGGCAGGCGGCCAGUGACGUUCAUUACAAAAAAGAUUAUGAAAAAGCCAAAGGGAAAAUGAUUGGCUUCCAAAGCCUCCAGGAUGAUCCUAAACUGGUUCAUUAUAUGAAUGUGGCCAAGAGACAGUCGGACCGAGAGUAUAAAAAAGACUAUGAGAAGACAAAGACCAAACACAACACGCCCCAUGAUAUGUUCAACGUUGUGGCAGCUAAGAAGGCUCAAGAUGUCGCCAGCAAUGUCAACUAUAAGCAUUUGCUCCAUCAUUACACCUACCUGCCUGACGCCAUGGACCUGGAGUUGUGUAAAAACAUGAUGCACAUACAGAGUGAUAAUGCCUAUAAGGAAGACUACAACACCUGGAUGAAAGGCAUCGGUUGGAUACCUCUUGGCAGUCUGGAGGCAGAAAAAGUUAAAAAGGCGGGUGAUGCCCUGAAUGAAAAGAAGUACAGGCAACAUCCAGAUACCCUCAAAUUUACCAGCAUCGUGGACUCCCCAGUUAUGGUCCAGGCAAAACAGAAUACACAGCAAGUCAGUGAUGUCUUAUACAAAGCUAAAGGCGAAGAUGUGAAACAUAAAUAUACUAUGAGUCCUGAUCUUCCUCAGUUUCUCCAGGCCAAGUGCAAUGCUUACAAUAUAAGUGAUGUCUGUUAUAAACGAGACUGGCAUGAUUUAAUAGCCAAGGGCAACAACGUGCUCGGUGAUGCUAUACCCAUCACUGCAGCUAAAGCAUCAAGAAACAUUGCCAGUGAUUAUAAAUACAAGGAAGCUUAUGAGAAGGCAAAGGGAAAGCAAGUGGGUUUUAGAAGCCUCCAGGAUGAUCCCAAGCUGGUGCACUAUAUGAAUGUGGCAAAGUUGCAGUCCGAUCAUGAAUACAAGAAGAACUAUGAAAACACCAAAACCAGCUACCAUACCCCCAGGGACAUGGUUAGCAUUACAGCUGCGAAGAUGGCCCAGGAUGUUGCCACCAAUGUCAACUACAAGCAGCCGAUACAUCAUUACACAUACCUACCUGAUGCCCUGAGUCUUGAGCAUGCCAGGAACAUGAAUCAAAUUCAGAGUGAAAAUGUAUAUAAAGACGAGUACAACAACUUCUUCAAGGGCAUUGGCUGGAUCCCUCUCGGAUCUCUGGAGGUUGAGAAGGCCAAGAAAGCAGGCAAUGCACUAAAUGAGAGAAAGUACCGACAGCACCCGGACACCAUCAAGUUCACAAGUGUGCCCGAUUCCAUGGGCAUGGUUUUGGCUCAGCACAACACAAAGCAGCUAAGUGAUUUGAACUACAAGGUGGAAGGAGAGAAAGUGAAGCACAAGUACACGAUGGACCCCGAUGUGCCUCAGUUUAUUCAAGCCAGGGUCAAUGCCUUCAACAUAAGUGAUGCUCAUUAUAAGGCAGACUGGAAGAAAACUCUCACUAAGGGCUAUGAUUUGAGACCAGAUGCCAUUCCAAUUGUUGCUGCAAAAAGUUCAAGGAAUAUUGCUAGUGAUUUCAAAUAUAAGGAGGCCUAUGAGAAAGCCAAAGGCAAGCAAAUUGGAUUUCUCAGCCUUCAGGAUGAUCCUAAACUGGUUCACUACAUGAAUGUAGCCAAAAUACAGUCAGAUCGUGAGUACAAAAAGGGCUAUGAAGCCAGCAAGACCAGAUAUCACACAUCCUUGGACAUGCUCAGUGUGACUGCAGCCAAGAAAUCUCAGGAGGUUGCCACCAACACCAACUAUAGACAACCCUUCCACCACUACACCCUGCUGCCUGAUGCCUUGAAUGUGGAGCACUCCAGGAACGCGAUGCAGAUCCAAAGCGAUAACCUGUACAAAUCCGACUUCACCAACUGGAUGAAAGGGAUCGGCUGGAUUCCGAUCGAGUCGCUGGAGGUGGAGAAGGCAAGGAAAGCAGGAGAGAUUCUUAGUGAGAAGAAGUACCGCCAGCACCCAGAGAAGCUGAAGUUCACAUAUGCCAUGGACACAAUGGAACAAGCCCUUAACAAAAGUAACAAACUGAUCAUGAAUAAGAGGCUCUACACUGAAAAGUGGAACAAAGACAAGACUACCAUUCACGUGAUGCCUGACACUCCAGACAUUUUACUCUCGAGAGUAAACCAAAUCACCAUGAGUGAUAAACUGUACAAAGCUGGCUGGGAAGAAGAAAAGAAGAAAGGCUAUGACUUGAGGCCUGAUGCCAUCCCAAUAAAGGCUGCAAAGGCCUCCAGAGACAUCGCCAGUGAUUACAAAUACAAGCAAGCCUAUGAACAAGCCAAAGGGAAACAGAUUGGCUUCCGGAGCUUAGAGGACGACCCCAAGUUGGUGCACUUCAUGCAGGUGGCCAAGAUGCAGUCAGACCGGGAGUACAAGAAGGGAUAUGAGAAGUCUAAGACAUCCUUCCACACUCCGGUGGACAUGCUCAGUGUGGUGGCAGCCAAGAAGUCUCAGGAGGUGGCCACCAACACCAACUACAGGAAUGUGAUCCACACCUACAACAUGCUUCCUGAUGCCAUGAGCUUUGAAUUGGCCAAAAACAUGAUGCAUAUUCAAAGCGAUAAUGAGUACAAAGCUGACUACGCUGACUUCAUGAAGGGUAUUGGAUGGCUCCCUCUGGGCUCCCUAGAGGCUGAGAAAAACAAGAAAGCCACGGAGAUUCUCAGUGAAAAGAAGUACCGCCAGCACCCAGACACUUUGAAGUAUUCCACCUUGAUGGACUCAAUGAACAUGGUUUUGGCCAAGAAUAAUGCAAAAAUUAUGAAUGAACACCUCUACAAACAAGCAUGGGAGGCUGACAAGACUAAAGUUCACAUCAUGCCUGAUAUCCCCCAGAUUACUCUGGCAAAGGCAAAUGCAAUUAAUAUGAGUGAUAAACUCUACAAACUUUCUUUGGAAGAGGCUAAAAAGAAAGGCUAUGAUCUCAGAACUGACGCAAUUCCUAUCAAAGCUGCCAAGGCCUCAAGAGAUAUUGCAAGCGACUAUAAAUACAAACACAGUUAUGAAAAGGAGAGGGGAAAAAUGGUUGGUUUCCGUAGUCUUGAGGAUGAUCCCAAGUUAGUCCAUUCCAUGCAAGUGGCUAAGAUGCAGUCUGAUCGGGAGUACAAGAAGAACUAUGAGAAGACCAAGACCAGCUACCACACCCCUGCUGACAUGCUCAGUGUCACGGCUGCCAGGGAUGCCCAAGCCAACGUCACGAACACCAACUACAAGCACCUGAUCCACAGAUACAUCCUUCUUCCAGACGCCAUGAACAUCCAGCUGUCCAAGAAUAUGAAUCACAUACAGAGUGAUAACGAAUAUAAGCAGGACUACAAUGAAUGGUACAAAGGGCUUGGCUGGAGUCCAGCUGGUUCUCUAGAAGUGGAGAAGGCCAGGAAAGCAACUGAAUAUGCCAGUGACCAGAAAUACCGCCAGCACCCUAGCAACUUCCCAUUUCAGAAGCUGAUCGACUCCAUGGACAUGGUUCUUGCUAAGCAGAAUGCUCAUACCAUGAACAAGCACUUAUACACUAUUGAUUGGAACAAAGAUAAAACCAAGAUUCAUGUGAUGCCAGAUACACCAGAUAUUUUACAAGCCAAGCAAAAUCAAGCACAGUACAGUCAGAAACUCUAUAAACUUGGAUGGGAAGAAGCAUUGAAGAAAGGCUAUGAUCUCCCAGUUGAUGCAAUUUCUGUACAGGCGGCCAAAGCUUCAAGAGACAUUGCUAGUGAUUUUAAAUAUAAACAAGGCUACCGCAAGCAACUUGGCCACCAUAUUGGAUUCCGGAGUCUGCAAGAUGAUCCAAAGCUUGUGUUGUCCAUGAAUGUAGCCAAAAUGCAGAGUGAAAGAGAAUACAAGAAGGACUUUGAGCAGUGGAAAACCAAGUAUACUAGCCCAGUGGACAUGUUGGGAGUGGUGCUGGCCAAAAAAUGUCAGGACUUGGUCAGUGACAUAGACUAUAAGAACUACCUGCACCAGUGGACAUGUCUGCCAGACCAGAAUGAUGUUAUUCAAGCUAAAAAGGCUUAUGAACUACAGAGUGAGAAUUUGUAUAAGUCUGACCUUGAGUGGCUGAGAGGCAUAGGAUGGAGUCCCCUGGGUUCUUUGGAGGCAGAAAAGAAUAAACGGGCUUCAGAAAUCAUCAGUGAGAAGAAAUAUCGCCAGCCUCCAGACAGAUACAAGUUCACCAGCAUUCCUGAUGCCAUGGACAUAGUUCUGGCAAAGACAAAUGCCAAAAAUAGGAGUGACAGACUUUAUAGAGAAGCUUGGGACAAGGACAAGACUCAAAUCCACAUCAUGCCUGAUACACCUGACAUUAUUCAGGCUAAAGCAAACUUAAUUAAUACAAGUGAUAAACUCUACCGAAUGGGUUAUGAAGAGCUGAAGAAAAAAGGCUAUGAUCUUCCCGUUGAUGCCAUACCAAUCAAAGCAGCAAAAGCAUCUCGAGAAAUCGCCAGUGAAUACAAGUACAAGGAAGGUUUUCGCAAGCAGCUUGGCCACCACAUUGGAGCCCGGAACAUCGAAGAUGAUCCCAAGAUGAUGUGGUCCAUGCACGUGGCCAAGAUCCAGAGUGACAGGGAGUACAAGAAGGACUUUGAGAAGUGGAAGACCAAGUUCAGCAGCCCAGUGGACAUGCUGGGAGUGGUGCUGGCCAAGAAGUGCCAGACCUUGGUCAGUGACGUGGACUACAAGAAUUACCUGCAUCAGUGGACGUGCCUCCCUGACCAGAGUGACGUCAUCCAUGCUAAGCAGGCCUAUGACCUCCAGAGCGAUAAUUUGUACAAGUCAGACCUUCAGUGGCUAAGAGGCAUUGGCUGGUUACCUACUGGCUCUCUUGAGGAUGAGAAGAACAAGAGAGCUUCCCAGAUUCUGAGUGACCACAUUUACCGUCAGCACCCAGAUAAAUUCAAGUUUUCCAGUCUCAUGGACUCCAUCCCAAUGGUUUUGGCAAAAAACAAUGCUAUUACCAUGAACCAUCAUCUCUAUACAGAAGCUUGGGAUAAAGAUAAAACCACUGUCCACAUUAUGCCAGACACCCCUGAAGUUUUACUAGCUAAACAAAACAAAAUAAAUUACAGUGAGAAACUAUAUAAACUUGGCCUAGAAGAAGCCAAGAAGAAGGGCUAUGAUAUGCGGCUAGAUGCCAUUCCCAUCAGGGCGGCCAAGGCCUCCAGAGACAUUGCAAGUGAAUUCAAAUACAAAGAAGGCUAUCGUAAGCAGCUUGGCCAUCACAUUGGUGCCCGAGCAAUACAAGAUGACCCAAAGAUGAUGUGGUCCAUGCAUGUAGCCAAGAUCCAGAGUGACAGGGAGUACAAGAAGGACUUUGAGAAGUGGAAGACCAAGUUCAGCAGCCCAGUGGACAUGCUGGGAGUGGUGCUGGCCAAGAAGUGCCAGACCUUGGUCAGUGAUAUAGACUACAGGAACUACCUUCAUCAGUGGACGUGCCUGCCUGACCAGAGUGACGUCAUCCAUGCUCGUCAGGCCUAUGACCUCCAGAGCGACAAUACGUACAAGUCAGACCUCCAGUGGUUGAGAGGCAUUGGCUGGGUUCCCAUCGGCUCUUUGGAUGUGGAAAAAUGCAAAAGAGCAACUGAAAUUUUGAGUGAUAAAAUCUAUCGCCAGCCUCCAGACAAAUUCAAAUUUACCAGUGUGACAGAUUCUCUGGAACAAGUGUUGGCCAAGAACAAUGCCAUCAACAUGAACAAGCGUUUAUACACAGAAGCCUGGGACAAAGACAAGACCCAGAUCCACAUCAUGCCAGACACACCAGAAAUUAUGUUGGCAAGAAUGAACAAAAUCAACUACAGUGAGACUCUGUACAAACUCGCCAACGAAGAAGCAAAGAAGAAAGGCUACGACUUACGCAGCGACGCCAUCCCAAUCGUGGCGGCCAAGGCCUCCAGGGACAUCGUCAGUGACUAUAAAUACAAAGAUGGUUACCGGAAGCAGCUUGGCCAUCAUAUUGGUGCCCGGGACAUUAAGGACGACCCCAAGAUGAUGUGGUCCAUGCAUGUGGCCAAGAUCCAGAGCGACAGGGAGUACAAGAAGGACUUUGAGAAAUGGAAGACCAAGUUCAGCAGCCCAGUAGACAUGCUGGGAGUGGUGCUGGCCAAGAAGUGCCAGACCUUGGUCAGUGACGUGGACUACAGGAACUACCUGCACGAGUGGACGUGCCUGCCCGACCAGAGCGAUGUCAUCCAUGCUCGGCAGGCCUAUGACCUCCAGAGCGACAAUACUUACAAGUCCGAUCUCCAGUGGCUAAGAGGCAUUGGCUGGGUCCCCAUUGGGUCUGUGGAGGUGGUCAAGUGCAAGAGAGCUGCGGAGAUACUGAGUGACAACAUCUACCGCCAGCCUCCGGACAAGCUGAAAUUCACCAGCGUGACGGAUUCCCUGGAACAGGUGCUGGCCAAGAACAACGCCAUCACCAUGAACAAGCGCUUAUACACGGAGGCCUGGGACAAAGACAAGACUCAAAUUCAUAUAAUGCCUGAUACCCCGGAGAUCAUGUUGGCGAGGCAGAACAAGCUCAACUACAGUGAGACUCUGUACAAACUUGCCAAUGAAGAAGCAAAGAAGAAAGGCUAUGACUUGCGCAGCGAUGCCAUCCCGAUCGUAGCGGCCAAGGCCUCUAGGGACAUCAUCAGUGACUAUAAAUACAAAGAUGGUUACCGGAAGCAGCUUGGUCAUCACAUUGGAGCCAGGAACAUUAAGGAUGACCCCAAGAUGAUGUGGUCCAUGCAUGUGGCCAAGAUCCAGAGUGACCGGGAGUACAAGAAGGACUUUGAGAAGUGGAAGACCAAGUUCAGCAGCCCAGUGGACAUGCUGGGAGUGGUGCUGGCCAAGAAGUGCCAGACCUUGGUCAGUGAUAUAGACUACAGGAACUACCUGCACCAGUGGACGUGCCUGCCCGACCAGAGCGACGUCAUCCAUGCUCGGCAGGCCUAUGACCUCCAGAGCGACAACAUUUAUAAAUCAGAUCUCCAGUGGCUAAGAGGCAUUGGCUGGGUCCCCAUUGGGUCUGUGGAGGUGGUCAAGUGCAAGAGAGCUGCGGAGAUACUGAGUGACAACAUCUACCGCCAGCCUCCGGACAAGCUGAAAUUCACCAGCGUGACCGAUUCCCUGGAACAGGUGCUGGCCAAGAACAAUGCCAUCAACAUGAACAAGCAUUUAUACACAGAAGCCUGGGAAAAAGACAAGACCCAAGUCCAUAUCAUGCCUGAUACACCUGAAAUUAUGUUGGCAAGACAAAAUAAAAUAAAUUAUAGUAAGAAUCUCUACCGCCAGGCCAUGGAAGAAGCCAAGAAAGAAGGCUAUGACUUGAGAAGUGAUGCUAUUCCCAUUGUGGCUGCCAAGGCCUCCCGGGAUAUUGCCAGUGAUUACAAAUACAAAGAAGCUUAUCGUAAGCAGUUGGGUCACCAUAUUGGUGCCCGAGCGAUACAUGAUGACCCCAAGAUGAUGUGGUCCGUCCACGUUGCCAAAAUGCAGAGUGACCGUGAGUACAAGAAAGAUUUUGAAAAAUACAAGACAAGGUACAGCAGCCCAGUGGACAUGCUUGGUAUAGUUUUGGCCAAGAAAUGUCAGACCUUGGUCAGUGAUGUGGACUAUAAACAUCCUCUGCACGAGUGGAUCUGCCUGCCUGACCAGAAUGACAUCAUCCAGGCUCGGAAAGCUUAUGACCUCCAGAGUGACAAUUUGUAUAAGUCAGACCUUGAAUGGUUGAAAGGCAUUGGCUGGGUUCCAAUUGGCUCCGUGGAUGUAGUUAGAGCCAAAAGGGCCGGAGAGAUACUAAGCGAUAAUAUUUACCGUCAGCAUCCAGACGCGCUGAAAUUUACCAGCAUCACUGACUCUCCGGAGCAGGUGCUAGCAAAGACCAAUGCUAUAAAUAUGAAUAAGCGCUUAUAUACUGAAGCCUGGGACAAUGAGAAGAAAACAAUCCAUGUCAUGCCUGACACACCAGAAAUCAUGCUUGCCAAACUCAACCAAAUAAAUUACAGUAAUAAACUCUAUAAACUUGCUUUGGAAGAGUCCAAGAAGGAAGGCUAUGACUUGCGUGUGGAUGCCAUUCCAAUCCGAGCAGCCAAGGCAUCAAGAGAGAUUGCAAGUGAUUACAAAUACAAGGAAGGCUACCGCAAACAGCUUGGCCACCACAUUGGGGCCCGAAAUGUGAAGGAUGACCCAAAGAUGAUGUGGUCCAUGCACGUGGCCAAGAUCCAGAGUGACCGGGAGUACAAGAAGGACUUUGAGAAGUGGAAGACCAAGUUCAGCAGCCCAGUGGACAUGCUGGGGUUGGUGCUGGCCAAGAAGUGCCAGAUCCUUGUAAGCGACAUAGACUACAGGCAUCCCCUACAUGAAUGGCUCUGUCUGCCCGAUCAGAAUGAUGUCGUCCAGGCCCGGAAGGCCUACGAUCUUCAGAGUGAUGCUAUUUACAAGGCUGAUCUCGAGUGGCUGAGGGGCAUUGGGUGGGUGCCCAUUGGCUCUGUGGAGGUCGAGAAGGUGAAGAGAGCCGGAGAAAUCCUGAGUGAGAGGAAGUACCGCCAGCCUGCAGACCAGCUCAAGUUCACAAGCGUUACAGACACCCCAGAGAUUGUCCUGGCAAAGAAUAACGCCCUGACAAUGAGCAAGCAUUUAUACACAGAAGCCUGGGAUGCUGAUAAAACCUCCAUCCAUGUGAUGCCAGACACCCCAGAAAUCCUUCUGGCCAAGAGCAAUUCUGCCAAUAUCAGCCAAAAACUUUACACCAAGGGAUGGGAUGAAUCAAAGAUGAAGGAUUAUGAUCUGAGAGCUGAUGCUAUUUCCAUCAAAAGUGCCAAGGCCUCGAGGGACAUCGCCAGUGAUUACAAGUACAAAGAAGCAUAUGAGAAACAGAAGGGCCAUCACAUUGGAGCCCGGAGCGUUGAAGAUGACCCCAAGAUUAUGUGCGCCAUACACGCAGGGAAGAUUCAAAGUGAAAGGGAGUACAAGAAGGAAUUCCAGAAGUGGAAGACCAAGUUCACUAGCCCAGUGGACAUGCUGGGCAUCUUGCUGGCCAAGAAAUGUCAGACUCUGGUCAGUGACAUUGAUUACCGAAAUUACCUGCAUCACUGGAUAUGCUUACCUGAUCAAAACGACGUUAUCCAAGCAAGGAAGGCCUAUGACCUGCAGAGUGAUAAUGUAUACAAAGCAGACCUGGAUUGGCUGCGUGGCAUUGGCUGGAUGCCAGAAGGCUCAGUAGAAAUGAACAGAGUGAAGGUUGCUCAAGACCUAGUGAAUGAACGACUGUACAGGACACGCCCGGAAACCUUGAAAUUCACUUCCAUUGUCGACACACCCGACGUUGUCCUGGCAAAAGCCAAUUCUCUGCAAAUGAGUGAGAAACUAUAUCAGGAAGCCUGGAAUAAAGAUAAAGCCAACAUAACCAUCCCUUCUGACACGCCAGUCAUGCUGCAGGCCCAUAUCAAUGCCUUGCAAAUCAGCAAUAAACUCUACCAGAAAGCCUGGGAUGAGGCCAAGCAGAAAGGUUAUGACUUAAGAGCCGAUGCCAUUGAAAUCAAGCACGCCAAAGCCUCCAGAGAAAUUGCCAGCGAGUACAAAUAUAAAGAAGGUUACCGUAAGCAACUGGGACACCAUGUGGGUUUCCGCACCCUGCAAGAUGACCCCAAAUUGGUAUGGUCUAUACAUGCUGCCAAGAUCCAGAGUGACAGAGAAUACAAGAAAGCUUAUGAGAAGUCUAAAGGAAUUCACAAUACACCAUUGGACAUGAUGUCCAUUGUUCAAGCCAAGAAAUGCCAGGUCCUGGUUAGCGACAUUGAUUAUCGCAAUUACCUGCACCAGUGGACGUGUCUGCCAGAUCAGAAUGAUGUGAUCCAGGCAAAGAAAGCCUACGAACUGCAGAGCGAUAACGUGUACAAAUCAGACCUGGAAUGGCUGAAGGGUAUUGGAUGGUUGCCGGAGGGUUCCGUGGAAGUGAUGAGAGUAAAGAAUGCUCAGAAUCUCCUGAAUGAAAGGUUGUAUCGCACAAGGCCUGAGGCCCUCAAACACACCAGCAUUGUUGAUACCCCUGAAGUCGUCCUGGCAAAGAUCAACUCUGUGCAGAUCAGUGAGCCAUUGUAUCGUGACGCCUGGGAAAAGGAGAAGGCUAACGUGAACGUGCCAGCUGACACCCCGCUGAUGCUGCAGUCCAAAAUCAACGCAGUGCAGAUCAGCAACAAGCAGUAUCAGAAAGCUUGGGAAGACGUCAAGAUGACUGGUUAUGACCUGAAAGCAGAUGCCAUUGGGUUCAAGCAUGCCAAGGCUUCCAGGGACAUUGCCAGUGAUUAUCUAUACAAAACCACCUACGAGAAACAGAAAGGUCAUUAUAUUGGAUGUCGCACUGCCAAGGAAGACCCUAAACUGGUCUUUGCGGCCAAUGUGAUGAAGAUGCAGAAUGACAGGCUGUACAAAAAGGCGUACAAUGACCACAAGGCCAAGAUCACCAUCCCAGUCGACAUGGUGUCCAUCAAUGCUGCCAAAGAGGGCCAGGCAUUAGCAAGCGACGUGGACUAUCGGCAUUACCUACACCACUGGUCUUGCUUUCCUGACCAGAAUGAUGUGAUCCAAGCCAGGAAAGCCUAUGACCUGCAGAGUGAUGCCAUCUACAAGGCUGACUUGGAAUGGUUGCGUGGCAUCGGCUGGAUGCCCGAAGGGUCUCCUGAAGUAUUGAGAGUCAAAAAUGCCCAGAAGAUCCUACUAGACAGCGUCUAUCGGACACCUGUGGUGAAACUCAAGUACACGAGCAUCGUUGAUACACCUGAUGUUGUCCUUGCUAAGUCAAAUGCUGAAAAUAUUAGUAUUCCAAAGUACAGAGAACUUUGGGACAAGGAUAAAACUUCAAUCCACAUAAUGCCAGAUACUCCAGAAAUCAAUCUCGCUAGAGCCAAUGCUCUUCAUGUGAGCAAUAAAAUUUACCGCAAAGGUUGGGAUGAGAUGAAGAUGAGCUGCGAUGUGCGGCUGGAUGCCAUCCCCAUCCAGGCUGCCAAGGCCUCCAGGGAGAUUGCCAGUGACUAUAAGUACAAGCUUGACCACGAGAAGCAGAAGGGACACUACGUGGGUACCCUCACAGCCAGGGAUGACAACAAGAUCCGCUGGGCGCUCAUAGCUGGCAAGAUCCAGAAUGAAAGAGAGUACCGGCUGCACUGGGCCAAGUGGAAGUCUAAGUUCCAGAGCCCUGCGGACAUGCUUUCCAUCACGCAUUCUAAACAAAGCCAGGAUCUGGUCAGCGACAUUGAUUAUCGCAAUUACCUGCACCAGUGGACGUGUCUGCCAGAUCAGAAUGAUGUGAUCCAGGCAAAGAAAGCCUACGAACUGCAGAGCGAUAACGUGUACAAAUCAGACCUGGAAUGGCUGAAGGGUAUUGGAUGGUUGCCGGAGGGUUCCGUGGAAGUGAUGAGAGUAAAGAAUGCUCAGAAUCUCCUGAAUGAAAGGUUGUAUCGCACAAGGCCUGAGGCCCUCAAACACACCAGCAUUGUUGAUACCCCUGAAGUCGUCCUGGCAAAGAUCAACUCUGUGCAGAUCAGUGAGCCAUUGUAUCGUGACGCCUGGGAAAAGGAGAAGGCUAACGUGAACGUGCCAGCUGACACCCCGCUGAUGCUGCAGUCCAAAAUCAACGCAGUGCAGAUCAGCAACAAGCAGUAUCAGAAAGCUUGGGAAGACGUCAAGAUGACUGGUUAUGACCUGAAAGCAGAUGCCAUUGGGUUCAAGCAUGCCAAGGCUUCCAGGGACAUUGCCAGUGAUUAUCUAUACAAAACCACCUACGAGAAACAGAAAGGUCAUUAUAUUGGAUGUCGCACUGCCAAGGAAGACCCUAAACUGGUCUUUGCGGCCAAUGUGAUGAAGAUGCAGAAUGACAGGCUGUACAAAAAGGCGUACAAUGACCACAAGGCCAAGAUCACCAUCCCAGUCGACAUGGUGUCCAUCAAUGCUGCCAAAGAGGGCCAGGCAUUAGCAAGCGACGUGGACUAUCGGCAUUACCUACACCACUGGUCUUGCUUUCCUGACCAGAAUGAUGUGAUCCAAGCCAGGAAAGCCUAUGACCUGCAGAGUGAUGCCAUCUACAAGGCUGACUUGGAAUGGUUGCGUGGCAUCGGCUGGAUGCCCGAAGGGUCUCCUGAAGUAUUGAGAGUCAAAAAUGCCCAGAAGAUCCUACUAGACAGCGUCUAUCGGACACCUGUGGUGAAACUCAAGUACACGAGCAUCGUUGAUACACCUGAUGUUGUCCUUGCUAAGUCAAAUGCUGAAAAUAUUAGUAUUCCAAAGUACAGAGAACUUUGGGACAAGGAUAAAACUUCAAUCCACAUAAUGCCAGAUACUCCAGAAAUCAAUCUCGCUAGAGCCAAUGCUCUUCAUGUGAGCAAUAAAAUUUACCGCAAAGGUUGGGAUGAGAUGAAGAUGAGCUGCGAUGUGCGGCUGGAUGCCAUCCCCAUCCAGGCUGCCAAGGCCUCCAGGGAGAUUGCCAGUGACUAUAAGUACAAGCUUGACCACGAGAAGCAGAAGGGACACUACGUGGGUACCCUCACAGCCAGGGAUGACAACAAGAUCCGCUGGGCGCUCAUAGCUGGCAAGAUCCAGAAUGAAAGAGAGUACCGGCUGCACUGGGCCAAGUGGAAGUCUAAGUUCCAGAGCCCUGCGGACAUGCUUUCCAUCACGCAUUCUAAACAAAGCCAGGAUCUGGUCAGCGACAUUGAUUAUCGCAAUUACCUGCACCAGUGGACGUGUCUGCCAGAUCAGAAUGAUGUGAUCCAGGCAAAGAAAGCCUACGAACUGCAGAGCGAUAACGUGUACAAAUCAGACCUGGAAUGGCUGAAGGGUAUUGGAUGGUUGCCGGAGGGUUCCGUGGAAGUGAUGAGAGUAAAGAAUGCUCAGAAUCUCCUGAAUGAAAGGUUGUAUCGCACAAGGCCUGAGGCCCUCAAACACACCAGCAUUGUUGAUACCCCUGAAGUCGUCCUGGCAAAGAUCAACUCUGUGCAGAUCAGUGAGCCAUUGUAUCGUGACGCCUGGGAAAAGGAGAAGGCUAACGUGAACGUGCCAGCUGACACCCCGCUGAUGCUGCAGUCCAAAAUCAACGCAGUGCAGAUCAGCAACAAGCAGUAUCAGAAAGCUUGGGAAGACGUCAAGAUGACUGGUUAUGACCUGAAAGCAGAUGCCAUUGGGUUCAAGCAUGCCAAGGCUUCCAGGGACAUUGCCAGUGAUUAUCUAUACAAAACCACCUACGAGAAACAGAAAGGUCAUUAUAUUGGAUGUCGCACUGCCAAGGAAGACCCUAAACUGGUCUUUGCGGCCAAUGUGAUGAAGAUGCAGAAUGACAGGCUGUACAAAAAGGCGUACAAUGACCACAAGGCCAAGAUCACCAUCCCAGUCGACAUGGUGUCCAUCAAUGCUGCCAAAGAGGGCCAGGCAUUAGCAAGCGACGUGGACUAUCGGCAUUACCUACACCACUGGUCUUGCUUUCCUGACCAGAAUGAUGUGAUCCAAGCCAGGAAAGCCUAUGACCUGCAGAGUGAUGCCAUCUACAAGGCUGACUUGGAAUGGUUGCGUGGCAUCGGCUGGAUGCCCGAAGGGUCUCCUGAAGUAUUGAGAGUCAAAAAUGCCCAGAAGAUCCUACUAGACAGCGUCUAUCGGACACCUGUGGUGAAACUCAAGUACACGAGCAUCGUUGAUACACCUGAUGUUGUCCUUGCUAAGUCAAAUGCUGAAAAUAUUAGUAUUCCAAAGUACAGAGAACUUUGGGACAAGGAUAAAACUUCAAUCCACAUAAUGCCAGAUACUCCAGAAAUCAAUCUCGCUAGAGCCAAUGCUCUUCAUGUGAGCAAUAAAAUUUACCGCAAAGGUUGGGAUGAGAUGAAGAUGAGCUGCGAUGUGCGGCUGGAUGCCAUCCCCAUCCAGGCUGCCAAGGCCUCCAGGGAGAUUGCCAGUGACUAUAAGUACAAGCUUGACCACGAGAAGCAGAAGGGACACUACGUGGGUACCCUCACAGCCAGGGAUGACAACAAGAUCUGCUGGGCGCUCAUAGCUGGCAAGAUCCAGAAUGAAAGAGAGUACCGGCUGCACUGGGCCAAGUGGAAGUCUAAGUUCCAGAGCCCUGCGGACAUGCUUUCCAUCACGCAUUCUAAACAAAGCCAGGAUCUGGUCAGCGACAUUGAUUAUCGCAAUUACCUGCACCAGUGGACAUGCAUGCCUGACCAGCAAGACGUGAUUCAGGCCAGGAAAGCCUAUGACCUGCAAAGCGAUGCUAUUUACAAGGCUGACUUGGAAUGGUUACGUGGGAUUGGGUGGAUGCCAAAUGAUUCUGUUUCCGUCAAUCAUGCCAAACAUGCUGCAGAUAUCUUCAGUGAGAAAAAGUAUCGCACAAAAAUAGAGACUCUCAACUUUACUCCUGUUGAUGACAGAGUUGAUUAUGUAACAGCAAAACAAAGCGGGGAAAUCCUAAAUGAUAUUAAAUAUCGAAAAGACUGGCACGACACCAAGUCAAAAUACACCCUCACAGAAACCCCACAGUUGCACGCUGCCCAGGAGGCAGCUCGGAUACUGGACCAGUAUCUCUACAAGGAAAGCUGGGAGAAACAAAAAGCCACAGGUUACAUUUUGCCUCCAGAUGCUGUGCCGUUUGUUCAUGCCCAUCACUCUAGUGAUGUUCAGAGCGAGCUGAAAUACAAAGCUGACCACGUAAAGCAGAGAGGUCAUUAUGUUGGUGUUCCGACGAUGAGAGAUGAUCCUAAACUGGUUUGGUUUGAGCAUGCGGGCCAGAUUCAGAAUGACAGACUAUACAAAGAGAGCUAUCAUAAAACAAAGGCCAAAGUCAAUAUACCUCCUGAUAUAGUGUCAGUGGUAGCAGCCAAGGAGGGACAGAGCCUGGUCAGUGAUAUUGAUUACCGCCAUUACCUGCACGAAUGGAUAUGUCACCCUGACCAGAAUGAUGUUAUUCAGGCAAGGAAGGCCUAUGACCUACAGAGUGAUAAUAUCUACAAAUCAGACCUGGAGUGGCUCCGAGGCAUUGGCUGGAUCCCUCUGGAUUCUGUGGACUAUGUGAGGGUUACCAAGAACCAGGAAAUGGUGAAUCAGAUAAAAUAUAAGAAAGAUGCUCUUGCCAACUAUCCUAACUUUACAAGUGUGGUAGAUCCUCCAGAAAUUGUUUUGGCCAAGAUUAAUGCAGUCAACCAAAGUGAUGUAAAAUAUAAAGAAACAUUUAAUAAAUUAAUAAAGGGCAAGUAUAUAUUUUCUCCAGAUACACCAUAUAUCACCCACUCCAAAGACAUGGGAAAACUCUACAGCACCAUACUGUAUAAAGGGGCGUGGGAGGGAACCAAGGCCUAUGGCUAUACCUUGGACGAACGCUACAUUCCCAUUGUUGGAGCCAAGCAUGCCGACUUUGUGAACAGUGAGCUUAAAUACAAAGAGACAUAUGAGAAGCUGAAGGGUCACUACCUGGCUGGAAAAGAAAUCAGUGAGUUCCCCAGCGUGGUUCACUGUCUGGAUUUCCAAAAGAUGAGGAGUGUGUUGAACUACAGAAGACAGUAUGAGGACACCAAAGCAAAUGUUCACAUCCCCAUUGAUAUGAUGAAUCACGUGCUGGCUAAAAGGUGCCAGUACAUCCUCAGUGACCUGGAGUACCGACACUACUUCCACCAGUGGACGUCCCUUCCAGAAGAACCCAAUGUCAUUCGGGCCCGAAAUGCCCAGGAGAUCUUGAGUGAGAACGUGUAUAAAAAUGACCUGAAUUGGCUGAAAGGCAUUGGAUGCUACGUUUGGGAUACACCCCAGAUCCUCCACGCCAAGAAAUCAUAUGACCUCCAGAGCCAGAUACAAUACACGGCAGCAGGGAAAGAAAAUCUACAAAAUUAUAACCUGGUCACAGAUACACCGCUUUACGUGACUGCUCUUCAAAGCGGCAUUAAUGCCAGCGAGGUGAAAUAUAAAGAAAAUUAUCAUAAGAUAAAAGACAAAUAUACAACAGUUCUAGAAACAGUGGAUUAUGACAGAAUCAAGAAUCUGAAGGACAUUUAUAGCAGUAACCUGUACAAGGAGGCCUGGGAUAAAGUGAAAGCCACCAGCUACAUCCUGCCUUCCAACACCAUGUCCCUGACACACGCCAAGAACCAGAAGCAUCUGGCCAGCCACAUCAAAUAUCGGGAAGAAUAUGAAAAAUUCAAAGCUCUUUAUACUUUACCCAAAAGUGUUGAGGAUGAUCCGAACACAGCUCGGUGCCUCCGAGUUGGCAAGUUUAACAUUGAUCGCCUGUACAGGUCAGUUUAUGAGAAGAACAAGAUGAAAGUCCACAUAGUGCCUGACAUGGUAGAGAUGGUUACCGCUAAGGAUACUCAGAAGAAAGUCAGCGAGAUAGACUACCGCCUACACCUCCAUGAGUGGAUCUGCCACCCCGACUUGCAAGUCAACAGCCACGUCAGGAAGGUCACAGACCAGAUCAGCGACAUUGUGUACAAGGAUGACCUCAACUGGCUGAAAGGCAUUGGUUGCUAUGUUUGGGACACUCCUGAGAUUCUCCAUGCCAAGCAUGCUUAUGAUCUACGCAACGAUAUCAAGUACAAAGCUCACGUGAAGAAAACAAGGAAUGACUACAAGUUGGUUACUGACACCCCCGUCUACGUCCAGGCUGUCAAAAGUGGGAAACAACUAAGUGAUGCCGUCUACCACCAUGACUACAUACACAGCGUCAGAGGCAAAGUGGCUCCAACCACAAAAACCAUGGAUUUGGACCGAGCUCUUCAUGCGUACAAGCUCCAGAGUGAGAAUCUGUACCGGAAAGUUGGCCUGCAGUCCCUGCCCACUGGGUAUAGGCUUCCAGUCGACACCCCUCACUUCAAACACACCAAGGACGUCCGAUACAUGAGCAGCUAUUUCAAGUACAAAGAAGUUUAUGAACACCUCAAGGCAUAUGGGUAUACACUUGGACCCAAUGAUGUCCCAUUUGUCAAUGUUCGGAGGGUCAACAGUGUUACCAGUGAGAGACUGUACCGACAGUUGUACCACAAACUGAAAGACAAGAUCCACACAACCCCCGACACGCCUGAGAUCCGCCAGGUCAAGAAGACACAAGAGGCUGUCAGCGAGUUGAUUUACAAGUCAGACUUCUUCAGGAUGCAAGGCCACAUGAUCUCGAUGCCAUACACACCCCAAGUGCUCCAUUGCCGCUACGUGGGAGACAUCACCAGUGAUAUUAAAUACAAAGAGGACUUGCAGAUCCUGAGGGGUCUGGGCUGCUUCCUGUAUGAUACUCCUGACAUGGUCCGCUCCCGGCACCUGCGGAAGCUCUGGUCUAACUACCUAUACACUGACAAAGCAAGGAAGAUGCGAGACAAGUACGAAGUGGUGCUUGACACCCCAGAAUACAGAAAAGUGCAGGAACUGAAGACACAUCUGAGUGAGCUGGUGUACAGAGCUUCAGGCAAGAAGCAGAAGUCAAUCUUCACUUCCGUUCCUGAUACUCCAGAUCUUUUAAGAGCCAAGAGAGGGCAGAAGCUUCAGAGUCAGUAUCUGUAUGUUGAACUUGCCACCAAAGAGAGGCCUCAUCACCACGCUGGAAACCAGACCACGGCCCUGAAGCACGCCAGAGACGUGAAGGACAUGGUCAGUGAGAAAAAGUACAAGAUUCAAUAUGAAAAAAUGAAGGACAAGUACACUCCGGUUCCGGAUACACCAGUCCUCAUCAGAGCCAAGAAGGCUUACUGGAAUGCCAGUGAUCUACGCUACAAAGAAACAUUUCAAAAGACCAAAGGGAGAUACCACACUGUGAAGGAUGCUCUAGAUAUCGUGUAUCAUCGCAUAGUCACCGACCACAUCAGUAAAAUAAAAUACAAGGAGAACUACAUGAGCCAGCUGGGAAUCUGGAGAUCCAUUCCUGAUCGCCCAGAGCAUUUCCAUCAUCGGGCAGUCACUGAUGCAGUCAGUGAUAUAAAAUACAAAGAAGAUCUGACCUGGCUUAAAGGCAUUGGUUGCUAUGCCUUUGAUACCCCAGACUUCACUUUGGCUGAAAAGAACAAGACUCUCUACAGCAAGUAUAAGUAUAAAGAGAUAUUUGAAAGGACGAAGUCAGAUUUCAAGUAUGAAGCUGAUUGUCCAAUCAAUAGGCAUUUCAAGUUUGCAACUCAAUUGAUGAAUGAGAAAAAAUACAGAGCUGAUUAUGAGCAGCGGAAAGAUAAAUACCACCUGGUAGUGGAUGAGCCUAGACACCUGCUGGCUAAGAUCGCAGGCGACCAGAUCAGUCAGAGAAAAUAUAAGUCUAGUGCCAAGAUGCUUCUGAAACAAGGAUGUAAUGAAAUUCUGCGUCCAGAUAUGUUGACUGCCCUCUACAACACACACAUGUGGAGCCAGAUCAAGUAUAGGAAAAACUAUGAAAAAACAAAGGACAAGUUUACCUCGGUUGUGGACACUCCAGAACACCUGCGUACUACAAAAGUCAACAAGCAAAUCAGUGAUAUACUGUACAAGUUGGAAUACAACAAGGCCAGACCCAGGGGCUACACCACAAUCCACGACACGCCCAUGUUGCUGCACGUCCGAAAGGUCAAGGAUGAAGUCAGUGAUCUGAAAUACAAAGAAGAUUACCAAAGAACUAAGUCCAAUUGCACCAUUAAGCCAGAUGCUGUUCAUAUCAAAGCAGCCAAGGAUGCCUACAAAGUCAACACCAAUCUGGACUACAAGAAGCAGUAUGAAGCCAACAAAGCCCACUGGAGGUGGAUCCCCGACCGUCCAGACUUCAUCCAGGCUGCCAAGUCAUCCCUGCAGCAAAGCGAUUUUGAAUACAAGCUGGACCGAGAGUACCUCAGGGGUUGCAAGCUCUCUGUCACUGAUGAUAAAGACAUGGUGCUGGCCCUGAGGAAUUCCAUAAUAGAAAGUGACCUGAAAUACAAAGAGAAACAUGUCAAGGAAAGAGGAACCUGCUACGCUGUGCCCGAUACUCCUCAGAUCCUUCUGGCAAAGACUGUCAGCAAUCUGGUGUCCGAGAACAAGUACAAGCGCCACGUGAAGAAGCACUUGGCCCAGGGCUCAUACACAACCCUGCCCGAGACCCGGGACACCAUCCAUGUCAAGAAAGUGACCAAGGAUGUCAGUGACACAAAUUACAAGAAGAAGUUUGUCAAGGAGAAAGGGAAAUCCAACUACUCCAUCAUGCUGGAGCCCCCAGAGGUGAAACACGCCAUGGAGGUGGCCAAGAAGCAGAGCAAUAUCGCUUACAAAAAAGAUGCCAAAGAAAACCUGCAUUACACCACAGUGGCCGAUCGGCCAGACAUCAGGAAGGCCACUCAGGCAGCCAAACAGGCCAGCGAGGUGGAGUAUAGAGCCAAGCACCGCAAGGAAGGCAGCCAUGGGCUGAGCAUGCUCGGUCGCCCAGACAUUGAAAUGGCCAAGAAGGCAGCCAGGCUGAGCAGCCAGAUUACAUACCGAGAAAAUUUCAACAAAGAGAAGGGCAAGACACCAAAGUACAAUCCAAAAGACAGCCAGCUUUACAAAACCAUGAAAGAUGCUAAUAAUCUCGCAAGUGAGGUAAAAUAUAAAGCUGACUUGAAGAAACUUCACAAACCUGUGACUGACAUGAAGGAAUCUCUGAUAAUGCAUCAUGUCUUGAAUACCAGCCAACUCGCCAGUUCUUACCAGUACAAGAAGAACUAUGAGAAGAGCAAGGGCCACUACCACACGAUACCUGAUAACCUGGAGCAGCUUCAUCUAAAAGAGGCCACAGAGUUACAGAGCAUAGUGAAAUACAAAGAGAAGUAUGAAAAGGAGCGAGGAAAGCCCAUGUUGGACUUUGAAACACCAACAUACAUCACCGCCAAAGAGUCUCAGCAGAUGCAAAGCGGGAAAGAAUAUAGGAAAGAUUAUGAAGAGUCCAUUAAAGGCAGAAACCUGACUGGCCUGGAGGUCACGCCAGCUUUAUUACAUGUCAAAUAUGCAACCAAAAUAGCCAGCGAGAAAGAGUACAGGAAGGACCUAGAAGAAAGCAUCCGUGGGAAGGGGCUCAGUGAAAUGGAAGACACCCCCGACAUGCUAAGAGCAAAGAACGCCACUCAGAUCCUCAACGAGAAAGAAUAUAAGAGAGACCUGGAGCUGGAAGUCAAAGGAAGAGGCCUGAAUGCCAUGGCCAAUGAAACUCCCGACUUCAUGAGAGCCAAGAAUGCCACAGAUAUUGCCAGUCAGAUUAAGUAUAAGCAAUUAGCAGAAAUGGAAAAAGCCAAUUUCACUUCUGUGGUUGAUACUCCGGAGAUCAUUCAUGCCCAACAAGUCAAGAACCUUUCAAGCAAGAAAAAGUACAAAGAAGAUGCAGAGAAGUGCAUGUCAUAUUAUGAGACUGUUUUGGACACCCCAGAGAUGCAAAGGGUCCGGGAGAACCAAAAGAACUUCAGCCUUCUCCAAUACCAGUGUGACCUUAAAAACAGUAAAGGAAAAAUUACAGUUGUUCAAGACACGCCAGAAAUACUGCGUGUUAAAGAAAAUCAAAAGAAUUUCAGCUCGGUUUUGUACAAAGAGGAUGUCUCACCAGGAACGGCGAUUGGAAAGACACCUGAGAUGAUGAGAGUGAAGCAAACCCAGGACCACAUUAGCUCGGUGAAGUAUAAGGAGGUGAUUGGACAAGGAACCCCCAUCCCGGACCUGCCUGAAGUGAAGCGCGUCAAGCAGACACAGAAACACAUCAGCUCGGUUAUGUACAAAGAAAACUUGGGAACAGGCAUUCCAACCACUGUCACUCCAGAGAUUGAGAGAGUCAAACGCAAUCAAGAGAACUUUAGCUCGGUUUUGUACAAAGAAAAUUUGGGGAAAGGAACCCCAACAGCUAUCACUCCAGAGAUGGAGAGAGUCAAACGCAAUCAAGAGAACUUUAGCUCGAUUUUGUACAAAGAGAACUUGAGCAAGGGGACUCCCCUCCCUGUCACUCCUGAGAUGGAGCGAGUCAAGCGCAACCAGGAGAACUUUAGCUCGGUGUUGUAUAAAGAAAACCUCGGGAAAGGGAUUCCAAUUUCCAUCACUCCAGAGAUGGAGAGAGUCAAACACAAUCAAGAAAACCUUAGUUCGGUGCUAUACAAAGAAAACCUGGGCACAGGAAUUCCAGUCUCCAUCACUCCAGAGAUGCAGAGAGUCAAACUCAAUCAAGAAAAUUUUAGCUCGGUGUUAUACAAAGAAAACAUGGGCAAGGGAACCCCUUUACCUGUCACUCCAGAGAUGGAGAGAGUCAAACACAAUCAAGAAAAUAUUAGCUCGGUUUUGUACAAAGAAAGUGUGGGGAAAGCCACCCCAACCCCUGUCACUCCAGAGAUGCAGAGAGUCAAACGCAAUCAAGAGAACAUUAGCUCGGUACUAUACAAAGAGAACCUGGGGAAAGCCACCCCUACACCCUUUACUCCUGAGAUGGAAAGAGUCAAACGCAAUCAAGAAAACUUUAGCUCGGUACUAUACAAAGAGAACCUGGGGAAAGCUACCCCUACACCCUUUACUCCUGAGAUGGAAAGAGUCAAACGCAAUCAAGAAAACUUUAGCUCGGUAUUGUACAAAGAGAAUAUGAGAAAAGCAACUCCGACACCCGUCACUCCUGAGAUGGAGAGAGCUAAGCGCAACCAAGAAAACAUUAGCUCGGUGCUUUAUUCUGAUAGUUUCCGGAAACAAAUACAAGGCAAAGCUGCCUAUGUCUUGGACACACCAGAGAUGAGACGGGUAAGGGAGACCCAACGCCACAUCUCAACGGUGAAAUAUCAUGAGGACUUUGAGAAACACAAGGGUUGUUUCACACCAGUGGUGACGGACCCGAUCACUGAACGAGUGAAGAAGAACACACAGGACUUCAGUGACAUUAGCUACCGGGGUAUUCAGAGAAAAGUGGUGGAAAUGGAACAAAAACGGAAUGACCAGGAUCAGGAAACUAUUACAGGUUUACGUGUCUGGCGUACAAAUCCUGGCUCAGUUUUUGACUACGAUCCAGCAGAAGACAACAUUCAAUCCCGAAGCUUACACAUGAUUAAUGCGCAAGCCCAGCGCCGGAGCCGGGAGCAGUCUCGAUCUGCCAGCGCGCUGAGCAUCAGCGGAGGCGAGGAGAAGUCCGAGCAUUCAGAAGCUGCCCGCCUCUCCACCUACAGCGAUGGGGGUGUCUUCUUCUCUACAACCUCAGCAGCUUACAAACAUGCAAAAACUACAGAGCUCCCACAGCAACGAUCAUCUUCAGUUGCCACCCAGCAGACAACAGUGUCCUCCAUCCCAUCUCAUCCAUCCACGGCCGGAAAAAUCUUCCGUGCCAUGUACGACUAUAUGGCUGCUGAUGCAGACGAGGUGUCCUUCAAAGAUGGAGAUGCUAUCGUAAAUGUUCAAGCUAUUGAUGAAGGUUGGAUGUAUGGCACUGUGCAGAGGACUGGCAGGACCGGCAUGCUCCCAGCCAACUAUGUUGAAGCUAUUUAGGCACUUCAAAGCAUCACUCCUGUCUUCAGGACCUAAAAGUCCUGCCAUCAGAAGUUCACUUUAGACUCUCCACUAUUGCCCAAGUUCUCAAGCUGCCUAAUGGUUUUUGUAUCAGUAUGAUUUAGGGUUGUACCAUCCCUUAAUUUGUUUCUAUAUGUACCCCAAUAAUUCUCCAGUAAAACAGAAGUUAGUAUCACUAAUCUGUCCAAUUAUUAAACUAGACUUUCUUCAUUAUCUUCUGAACUUGCACAUAAAACUUAAGAGACAUUAAACCCA